Molecule: messenger RNA, 713 nt
Organism: Acaromyces ingoldii
Lineage: Eukaryota; Fungi; Basidiomycota; Exobasidiomycetes; Exobasidiales; Cryptobasidiaceae
Product: DUF866-domain-containing protein
Exons: 6
Coding region: 1-501 (166 amino acids)
Molecular function (GO): zinc ion binding
Source: RefSeq, a predicted model, not a curated record
AUGCCGAAACUAGCGUUGCAGAUCCGCGCACAGCUCGAAAACGUCACGGAGCUCCAGCCGGCGUCGGCGUCGGACCACAUGCUCAUGGUCCGCGUCAAGUGCACGUCGUGCCAGGAGGAGCACCCCAAGGACGUGGGCAUCGCGCCCAAUGAGGAGGCUGAGGUGCAAAAGGGGCGAAGCACUGCGAAUUUAGUCAUGAACUGCUCGCUGUGCAAGAGGGAAAUGACUGCGAAAUUUGAAGAGCCAACAGCGAAAGCGCCGCUCUGGAGACCGUAUUCGCCGUCGGAGGGCGCCGUUUUCUCGACCCUGUGCGUCGUUGAGGCUCGAGGCCUCGACUUUGUCGGCUUCAUUCCUGUGGGCACAUGGAAGUGCAAGUCUACCGAGUCCGAUACAGUCUUUGAUAGCGUCGAAUUCGAAGAUGGCGCGUGGACAGACUAUGAUGAGAAGGGAGGUGCAUCGGUCUCGAUUAUGGAGCUCGAGAGUCAAUGGGUUAGAGCGUGAAAUACAUCAAAUUGGACCCAGUCCCCUAGCUCUUUUUUGAUGGAGUCAGCCUCUACCGAAGAGGAGGCUGAGGAACAUGUCCUCGCCAGAGGAUCGGUCAAGAAGGUGGCUGUGCUCGCUUUGUGCAAUCAAAAGAGUCUGAAAUCGGGGCGUGGGCGUUUCACCGGCCUACUUCACGGGCGUUUGCCUCAUUGAACGCCCCUUGAGCCCAC